This is a messenger RNA of Pipistrellus nathusii (Nathusius's pipistrelle), 1446 nucleotides long. NCBI's taxonomy places the organism in Eukaryota, Metazoa, Chordata, Mammalia, Chiroptera, Vespertilionidae. The record is from the annotation of a GenBank genome assembly.
AUGGGGGCUGCAGCCAGGGUCCUCCCCUCCCUGCUGCUGGGGCUGCUGCUCACAUCCUCCCCGGGGGCCCUGGGGGCCAACCCGGGCCUGGUCGCCAGGAUCACCGACCGGGGCCUGCAGUAUGUGGCCAAGGAGGGGCUGGUGGCCCUGCAGCGCAAGCUGCACAGCAUCGAGCUGCCCGACUUCACUGGGGACUUCAAGAUCAAGCAUGUUGGACGUGGGCACUACGAGUUCCACAGCCUGAACAUCCAUAGCUGUGAGCUGCUAAGCUCUGCUUUGACACCCCUUCCUGGCCAGGGCCUGAGCCUGUCCAUCUCCGACUCCUCCAUCCGGGUCCAGGGCAAGUGGAAGGUGCGCAAGUCAUUCGUGAGGCUACGCGGCUCCUUUGACGUGAACGUCAAGGGUAUCACCAUUUCCGUCAACCUGGUCCUGGGCAGCGAGCCCUCGGGGAGGCCCACGGUCACCGCCUCCAGCUGCAGCACCCACAUCCAUGAUGUGGAGGUGGACAUGUCGGGAGAUUUGGGGUGGCUGCUGAAUCUCUUCCACAACCAGAUCGAGUCCAAAUUCCAAAAAAUACUGGAGAGCAAGAUUUGCGAAAUGAUCCAGAAAUCGGUGACCUCUGACCUACAACCUUAUCUCCAAACUCUUCCAGUCACAACAGAGAUCGACAUUCUCGCUGACAUUGACUACAGCUUAAUGGAGGCCCCUCGGGCAGCAGCCCAAAUGCUGGACGUGAUGUUGAAGGCUGAAAUUUUUAAUCGUGACCAUCGCUCCCCAGUUCCUUUCCUUGCUCCUGUCAUGAGCCUUCCUGUGGAGCACACCCGCAUGGUCUACUUUGCCAUCUCUGACUAUGUCUUCAACACAGCCAGCCUGGUGUACUACGAGGCAGGGUACUUGAACUUCUCCAUCACAGAUGACAUGGUUCCACUGACCUCCAACAUCCGACUGACCACCCAGUCCUUCCGUGCCUUCAUCCCCCGGAUAACCAAACGCUACCCCAACAUGAAGUUGGAGCUCCAGGGAAGAGUGGUCUCUGCCCCCAUCCUGAACUUCAGCCCUGGGAACCUAUCCUUGGCCCCCCAGAUGGAGAUUGAGGGCUUUGUGCUCCUGCCUAACUCUGCCAAGGAGCUCAUCUUCCAGCUUAGCGUGACCACUAACCUCUCUGCUACACUGAACUUCAAUACCAGCAAGAUCACUGGGAUCCUGAAGCCAGAAAAGGUACAAGUGGAACUGAAAGAAUCUAAAGUUGGACUAUUCAAUGUGGAGCUGUUAGAGGCGCUGCUCAACUACUACACUCUCAAUACCCUCUACUCGGAGAUCAAUGCUAAAUUGGCAUUAGGCUUCCCUCUUCCUCUGCUGAAACGUAUUCAGCUCUACGACCCUGUCCUCCAGAUCCACAAGGACUUCCUGUUCUUAGGCGCCAACGUCCAGUACCUGAGAGGUUGA